AUGCAACGAGCACACUCAGCGUUUGAGAUCUCGAAUCUACUUCACCACCAACCACAACAACAACCUCUUGGUGUUUAUCCAAGCAGCAACCUCCAUCGAGGUGACAGAGACAUGGCUUCCGCUGCCGUUAGCGUCAUCAAGCCCAACGGGCCUCUCCCUACCACCCAGGCUGCCGAUAGCACCAACACCACCGAGCUGCCUCGCCCAUACAAGUGCCCUCUCUGCGACAAGGCUUUCCACCGCCUCGAGCACCAGACAAGACACAUUCGCACUCACACUGGCGAGAAGCCUCACGCCUGCCAGUUCCCCGGCUGCUCCAAAAAGUUUUCUCGCUCCGAUGAGCUGACGAGGCACUCGCGAAUCCACAACAACCCCAACUCUCGCCGUGGUAACAAGGGCCAGCAGCAGCAGCUUCACCAGCAGCACCCCGUCCACCACGGUCUGCCUCACCACAUGCACUCUGAGGGCCUCAUGGCUCCUCCUCCCGCCCCCAAGACGAUUCGUUCCGCUCCCACCUCGACCCUGGGCUCGCCCAACGUCUCGCCGCCUCACUCGUUUGCCUCGUUUGCCUCCCCCCACUCUGGUGCUCACGUCUACAGCCGCAAUGGCGACAUUUCCAUGCUCGCCAAAGCCGCCCACCAGGUCGAGCGUGAGAAUCUUGGCCACGGCCACUCGGCUCGUCACCACCCUUACUACAAUAACGGCGCCUCUCACCACCCUCGCGGUAACCCUGCCGGCCUAGGCUCCUACCACAUGUCGAGAUCCCAUUCGGGCGAGGACCACGGCGAUGACCACUACCACAGCUCCCUCCGCCACAUCAAGCGCUCUCGCCCCAACUCGCCCAAUUCUACCGCGCCGUCUUCUCCCACCUUUUCUCAUGAUUCUCUCUCGCCCACUCCUGACCAUACGCCCAUUGCUACGCCGGCUCACUCGCCGCGCCUCCGCCCCUUUUCGGGCUACGAGCUGCCCAGCCUACGCAACCUGUCUCUGCAGCACACGACGCCUGCUCUGGCCCCCAUGGAGCCCCACCUGGAGACACCUGCCUUUCCUCCGAUUCUGCAGCAGAGCGGUGCUCAGCGCACCGGCAUGUCUCUGACGGAUAUUCUCAGCCGUCCCGACGGCAACCAGCGAAAGCUCCCCGUGCCCCAGCCUCCCAAGGUGGCGGUUCAGGAUCUCCUCUCUGACCAGGGCUACCAUGGCAACAGCGGACGCAGCUCUGCUACUGGCAGUCUCGCCGGCGGCGACUUGAUGGAUCGCGCCUAG
Molecule: messenger RNA, 1263 nt
Organism: Cordyceps militaris CM01
Lineage: Eukaryota; Fungi; Ascomycota; Sordariomycetes; Hypocreales; Cordycipitaceae
Product: DNA-binding protein creA
Exons: 1
Coding region: 1-1263 (420 amino acids)
Cellular component (GO): nucleus; cytoplasm
Molecular function (GO): RNA polymerase II cis-regulatory region sequence-specific DNA binding
Source: RefSeq, a predicted model, not a curated record